This is a messenger RNA of Boeremia exigua, 1925 nucleotides long. RefSeq names its product tRNA guanosine-2'-O-methyltransferase-like protein TRM11. The transcript is spliced from 2 exons. Gene Ontology annotation, cellular component: cytoplasm. Gene Ontology annotation, molecular function: nucleic acid binding. Gene Ontology annotation, biological process: methylation. Bases 309 to 1922 code for a protein of 537 amino acids. NCBI's taxonomy places the organism in Eukaryota, Fungi, Ascomycota, Dothideomycetes, Pleosporales, Didymellaceae. The record is from RefSeq and is a predicted model, not a curated record.
GAGUUUGGGGUGACCGACUUCUCGGCUAGCGACUCCGUGGACGACUUACUGGCGCGGGAAUACUGGGCCCUGGAUUUCUGCGCGGUGUACUGGGUCUCUGCAUUAUUGCGUUGGUGUUUUUUGGAUACCGAGUUUCUGAACCUCUGAACUUCUGGACUUCUGGACCGUUGAACUUCUGGAUUCUUGCGUACCCCCAUCUGGAUUUCUGCAUAUCUGGGUACUGGACUUCUGGGUGCUCCGAUACGUUGACUUCUGGACACUUCGAGUUGCACACUUCUGGACACCGACCGCCACCUACUGCCGCCGCGAUGCCAACCUACCUCGUGCGCCUAGCGCAGAUUCAUGAGAGCUUCCGGCUGGCGGAGUUGCAUGCGCUAGCUGAGCUCGCGGGGGUCGACAAGGAGAUGGAGAUCUUGCGGUAUGAUGAUGAUUCACCCUACUGCCUCAUCUCCCUCCCUUCCGACACUGCCGCCACCCAAAUCGCCACCCGCGCCAUGCUCAUCCAAGGUAUCUACGAACUCUGGGGCGAAGGCCCCGACUACGCCGCCCUGCACGCCAACAUCAAGACCACAACAUCUCACCAAUGGGACCGCUACGCCAACUCAACCUUCAGCUUCCGCGUCGAGCGCUACCGCGGGCUGCAACCGCCCGCGGCCCAAAUCGCCGCCACCAUCAACUCGUUCGCGUACCUGGGCUUCAAAGGCAAAGUCCAGAUGAAAGACCCCGAAGCCAAGUUCCGCGUCUUCGAGUUCUACACCCUCGACGGCAAGGAGCCCACGUACGUGUACCUGGGCCGCCGCGUCGCCGAGUCCGGCCGCGACGCGAAGAGCACGUACGACCUCAAGAAGCGGCACUACAUCAGCACCACCAGCAUGGACGCCGAGCUCGCGCUGCUGACGGCCAACAUCGCGCUCGCGGGCCCGGGCAAGCUGUUCUACGACCCGUUCAUGGGGACCGGCGGGUUCCCGCUGGCGUGCGCGCACUACGGGGCCGUGGUCACGGGGUCCGAUAUCGACGGGCGCAGUAUCCGGGGGUCGGGCGGGAGUGCGCGGCGCGGGCAGACGGGGCCGAAGAACGUGGGCAUGAAUUUCGAGCAGUAUGGCACGCAGGGGCUGUAUCUGGGCGGGUUUGUGUCGGAUCUGACGAACACGCCGCUGCGGCUGCACGGGCCGGCGGCGGGCGACGGACAGGCGGGCAGAAAUGCAGAGGUGGCGCCGUAUCUCGACGGCAUUGUGUGCGACCCGCCGUACGGGAUCCGCGAGGGCCUCAAGGUGCUGGGCACGCGCGACCCGCUGCAGCCCGAAGAGCGCGCAAACCACGCCGCGACGUGGCAGACCGCGGGGUAUCUCCCGCCCAAGCGGCCGUACAGUUUCACCGCGCUGCUCGACGACAUCCUCGCCUUCGCGGUGCUCACCCUGGUCCCCGGCGGUCGGCUCAGCAUGUGGCUCCCGACCGCGAACGACGCAGACGUCGCGCUGAUCAUCCCUUCGCACCCGUGCCUCGAGCUGAAGAGCGUGUGUGUGCAGCCGUUCAACAAGUGGUCGCGGCGGCUGCUGACGUACCGACGGCUCGCGGACGCGGAGGUGGAUCAAGAAGCUCUCGCGGCGCUGAAGGCGGCGCAAAGGGAGUACGAGACGGGGACGCGGGCGAGUGACUUGAACGAGUUCCGGCGCAAGUACUUUGAUGGGUUUCGCGGGUUUGAGGAUAUGAAGAAGGAGUUUGUCCGGAUGAAGGUGGAUGCGGGGAUUAAGCAGGCGGAGGCGGAGGCGGAGGCAGAACUCAUUGCGGAGACACAGGAAUCGGCGGGGGAGAAGGCGCAGACGGCGAAGCAGGAGGUGGAGGAUGCAGUAAAAGCUGAGGAGGCUGCAGCGGCGAAGGCGGAGGAGCUGAAUAAGCGUUUUGGAGUUGAGGGGGCGACGUGAGAC